Molecule: messenger RNA, 1321 nt
Organism: Solanum verrucosum
Lineage: Eukaryota; Viridiplantae; Streptophyta; Magnoliopsida; Solanales; Solanaceae
Exons: 3
Coding region: 1-1284 (427 amino acids)
Source: RefSeq, a predicted model, not a curated record
AUGGCACAGAAGCAUUUGCAUGAGCUUCUAAAAGAAGAUCAAGAACCAUUUUACACUGCUAAUAAACGUUUUCAUCUCAAAAGACUUAAUUUUUCUUCUUCUAAAACUUCCUCUUUACAAAUCAAAAAAUUUCAAAAGCAAAUUAAUCAAACCCCAUCAUCUAAAUUAUGCAAAAAUACUUGUUUUUUCUCCUUCGGAGAAUCACCGGAAUUAAGAAAAUCCCCUUUGUGUUUACCUUCGCCGGCGCCGGCAAAGAGCCCGGAAAAUGGGAGAUUUGUUCUUAAUGUACCUGCAAGAACAGCUGCUCUGCUUCUUGAAGCUGCAAUGAGGAUUCAAAAACAACAGAGUUCAUCAAAACCAAAAACCCAAAUCAAAAAGGUGAAAUUUGGGGUUUUUGGGUCCAUUUUGAAGAAAUUGAAGGAUCGAAAUAGCGAUAAAAAUGGUGAAAAAAAAUUCUCAUGUUCGUGUAAUAAUAGCAGAGUUAACAGUGAAAUCAAUGAAGGGAAGUUAAUUGAUAUGGAGAAUUAUAGCAAUUAUGGUGAUUUUGGUUCGUCUCCGUUAAGCCCUUUUAGAUUUUCUCUUCAAAGAUGCCCGUCGACCUCCGGCUAUGUAUCGCCGGAAUUCACAUCGCCGGCAGCUUCUCCGGUUUGUCACAAGAAAGAGGACAAAGAAAAUUAUGAAACAAUUAUAGGGUUGGCAAGUAUUGAUCAACUAGAAGAAGAAGAAGAUAAAGAGCAAUGCAGUCCAGUUUCUGUAUUGGAUCCUCCAUUUGAGGAGGAGGAUGGACAUGCAGACGGGGACGAGGACGAGGAUGAGGAUGAGGAUGAGGAUUCUGAUCUCGAUUGCAAUUAUGCACUUGUACAAAGAGCACAACAACAACUUUUGUCUAAGCUUCGUCGAUUCGAGAAAUUGGCUGAAUUAGAUCCAAUUGAACUCGAGAAAAUAUUGCUCGAGGAAGAAGAAGAAGAAGAAGAUGAUGAUCGCGUAGAGGAAGAAGAAUGUCAAGUUUUUAACUUGAUUUUCGAGGAAAAGUUUGAAGUUAAAAGUUUGAACUAUGGAGAAGCCGUUUUUGGAAGAGAAUGCAAGAAGAUAGAUUUAUCAUCGCAAGAAUUAAGAUCAAAUACCAUCGAUAUGAUGGUAAAAUCGAAUUUGAAAAGUGAGUUUGAUGAUUGGAAUGAGUUUCAAGAUCAAAGAGAAGAAACCGCGAUAGAAUUUGCUUUUUCUAUAUUUGGAUUGUUAGUUGACGAAUUAGGAGAGGAGCUAAUUCAUUUAGCUCACUCCUAAAAAAACGUGAAUUUCUAAUGGACGUAUCAUUGGAGGA